Gastrolobium bilobum is the source of this 6433-nucleotide messenger RNA. Its product is annotated as transcription initiation factor TFIID subunit 1. The record is from RefSeq and is a predicted model, not a curated record. Gene Ontology annotation, cellular component: transcription factor TFIID complex. Gene Ontology annotation, molecular function: RNA polymerase II general transcription initiation factor binding; TBP-class protein binding; RNA polymerase II general transcription initiation factor activity. Bases 541 to 6198 code for a protein of 1885 amino acids. The transcript is spliced from 21 exons. Gene Ontology annotation, biological process: RNA polymerase II preinitiation complex assembly; transcription by RNA polymerase II. NCBI's taxonomy places the organism in Eukaryota, Viridiplantae, Streptophyta, Magnoliopsida, Fabales, Fabaceae.
UCCCCAAUCUCAGAUCAACGAAAACCGCUGAUUCGCCGAAAACCCUCCGUUUCACGACGUUCCCUUCGAUCACGGAGACGAGGAAGCACUGCACAGCUCCGUUCUAGUUUUCUCUGAAUUGAAUCUCGUCGGGAAAAUAGCCUGAAAAGUGAACGUAAUCGGAGGGUUUUGAUUUCCGGCAGGGAGCAUUGCGCUGUUUACUUUCCUAGCUCGAAUUGGUUGAGGAAUGACGGAUUAAGAAACUUGGAGGUAAAUUCGCAAGGGUUCGUCGCCGGCGGGGAGGGGAGGAAACCUAAUUUGUGAACUUCGUCUUUUUUUCUUCCUUGAGCGAAGAGGAAAAUCGCAGAGUGAAGCGGCGUUAGUGAAGUUUAAUUUUGGGGGGUUUUCACGCUUUGAACGUGUGGAACAGCCACCGGCACAGAAGGCGUAAGAAGAAGAUAGUAAUCGCAAUUGAUUUCUGCUAGAAUCGUGCGCUGUAGCUGUGCUUUGAUGAGUUAUAAAUUCCCGUCUUAAAUUGUGAUAUAGGUUUGUCCACACAACAUGGGGUACGAUUCGGAUAGCCCCUCGCAAGACGGGAGGGAUGAAGAUGAUGAAGAAGAAUAUGAGGAGUCUGGCAAGGGUAAUCGUUUUCUUGGGUUCAUGUUUGGAAAUGUUGAUAAUUCUGGUGAUCUCGAUGUUGAUUAUCUUGACGAGGAUGCAAAGGAGCAUCUUUCUGCAUUGGCUGACAAGCUGGGUCCAUCACUGACAGAUAUAGAUUUGUCAGGAAAAUCACCACAAACACCACCUGACGUUGUUGAACAAGAUUGUGGUGAAAAAGCUGAAGAUGCAGUUGAUUAUGAAGAUAUUGAUGAAGAGUAUGAUGGUCCAGAGACUGAAGCUGCCAAUGAAGAGGACUAUUUAUUGCCAAAAAAAGAAUUUUUCUCUGCUGAAGCCUCUCUUGAAGCUUUGGAGUCCAGACCUUCUGUCUUUGAUGAUGAAAAUUAUGAUGAAGAAUCUGAACAGGAACAAGACUUAGUGAAUAACGAUUCUAAAAUUGAUAACAUCUCUUUAGCUGGGGAGCCAGAAGAGAGCUUUCUGGAUGCACUUAAAGGGGAGAGCGCUCCCGAGCAUGAUUCACAAGUUGGCUCACUGCAGACUGAGGAAUUGGACUCUGAUGAACAAAAACUUGAGGAGGAAGGGCCUGAAGUUCUGAAAAGGUCUACGCCGCUGCCCGUUUUGUGUGUGGAAGAUGGGAUGGAAAUUUUACGCUUCUCUGAAAUCUUUGGUAUUUAUGAACCUUUAAGAAAGGGAGAAAAGAGAGAGCACCGGCAUUCCACUCCUAGAGAUAGAUAUAAGUCUUCAGAUUUAUCUGAUGAUAUUGUAGAAGAGGAUGAAGAGGAAUUUCUCAAGUGCUUUUCUCAGAAUCUCUCACUUACUAAACAGGAUUGUAUAGUCUGUAAUGAUGUAUCAGAAAGCAAUGAUGUUGACUUGGAAUUUCCGAAAUUCGGAUUUCUUCACAGGGAUGUCUCAAUGGCUGUGAAAGAUGAUCGACAAUCAAAGGAUUCUUAUCUUAGUGCUGAACCAAUGAAAGGGGAUUUUGUAGAUGAUCUUUCCAUGAAAGAUCAUCCUCUCACGUGGGCCAACUUUUAUCCUCUUGAUCAGCGAGACUGGGAGGAUGAUAUCCUUUGGGGCAAUUCUCCUGUUGCAAGUGACAAUAAUGUUGAGAGCUAUGAAAUUUCUGGGCCUGAGUUGGGAGUUUCUCUUGGCAGUGAAAUAGAAAUUGAAAGUGGGAUACAGAAUCUUCAGUUGGUGCCCCACAAGAUACUCGAGGACAAAGAUCAUAAUGUCUUCAUGUGCUGCUCUCCUGUCUCAUUGGAACCCUUUGGAUCAAGGGAUUCUUCUGGAGCUACAACCAAUUUGUUGUCCAAAAGUCUAUUUCAUCCCCAACUUUUGAGGCUACAAUCCAGAUCUGAAGUGGAUAGCUCUAGUCUUGCAGAUGGAGGGGGGGCGGAUAUGUCUGAGAAGCAUAAUCAAAGUGGUCAAGUAAAGCAUUUAACCAAGUUUAUGUCACAUAACAGAGACAUGAUGGAGGACUCCUGGUUAGACAAGAUAAUAUGGGAGGAGCUUGAUCGGCCUAAUGUGGAACCAAAGCUUAUCUUUGAUCUUCAGGAUGAUCAAAUGCACUUUGAAGUUUUGGAUAGCAAGGAUGGCACACAUCUUCGCCUUCAUGCUGGGGCUAUGAUUUUAACUCGUUCUUUAAAAUCAAGCAGUGGGGACUCUUCUGAGCUGCCAGGACAUGGGGGUCAAUAUGGGUGGCGACACGUUGCUAAUGACAAACACUAUUCAAACAGGAAAACCUCUCAGCAACUGAAAUCGAAUUCUAAAAAACGCUCAGCUCAUGGUGUCAAAGUUUUUCACUCACAGCCUGCACUGAAGUUGCAGACAAUGAAAUUGAAGUUGAGCAAUAAAGAUAUUGCAAAUUUUCAUCGGCCUAAAGCAUUAUGGUACCCCCAUGACAAUGAGGUGGCUGUCAAAGAACAAGGGAAAUUACCAACACAGGCACCCAUGAAAAUUAUUAUGAAGAGCUUGGGCGGCAAGGGGAGUAAACUGAAUGUUGAUGCUGAAGAAACUCUCUCUUCUGUUAAAGCUAAAGCUUCCAAAAAGCUAGAUUUCAAGGUAUCAGAAACAGUGAAAAUAUUUUAUUUAGGGAGGGAGCUUGAAGAUGACAAAUCCCUUGCUGCACAAAAUGUUAAACCAAACUCCUUGUUACAUCUUGCCCGUACGAAGAUACAAUUGUGGCCAAGGGCACAAAGGGUUCCUGGUGAGAAUAAAUCCUUGCGUCCUCCAGGGGCAUUUAAGAAAAAGUCUGAUCUGUCUGUGAAAGACGGACAUGUUUUUCUGAUGGAGUAUUGUGAGGAAAGGCCUUUACUUUUGAGCAAUGUAGGAAUGGGCGCAAGACUUUGUACAUACUAUCAAAAAUGUUCACCGGAUGACCAAUCUGGCUCCUUAUUACGGAACACAGAUAGCAGCUUGGGGCACAUUAUUUCUCUGGAUCCUGCUGAUAAAUCUCCUUUCCUUGGAGAUUUAAAACCUGGUUGCAGUCAAUCAUCACUUGAGACAAAUAUGUAUAGAGCACCCAUAUUUCCUCAUAAAGUUCCAUUAACUGACUACCUGCUGGUUCGUUCAUCAAAGGGAAAGCUGUCGUUGAGGCGCAUCGAUAAAGUUCAUGUUGUCGGGCAGCAGGAGCCUCUCAUGGAGGUAUUAUCACCUGGAAGUAAGAAUCUUCAGACUUACAUGAUGAACAGGCUACUGGUACACAUGUGCCGUGAAUUCCAAGCAGCAGAGAAGCGACAUUUGGCUCCACACAUCCGUAUUGAUGAAUUUUUGUCACAGUUUCCUUACCAAUCAGAAGCCUCAUUCCGUAAGAAAAUCAAGGAAUAUGCCAAUUUACAGAGGGGAACAAAUGGACAGUCAAUUUUGGUUAAAAAGCGAAAUUUCCGCAUGUGGUCGGAGGAUGAACUGAGAAAAAUGGUGACACCAGAGCUUGUUUGUGCCUAUGAGAGUAUGCAAGCUGGCCUCUACCGUCUAAAACAUUUAGGAAUAACUGAAACACAUCCUACUAAUAUUUCGUCUGCAAUGAGUCGGCUUCCUGAUGAAGCAAUAGCACUGGCUGCUGCAUCGCACAUUGAGAGGGAACUGCAAAUUACUCCUUGGAACUUGAGUAACAAUUUUGUUGCCUGUACAAGCCAGGGUAAGGAAAAUAUUGAACGAAUGGAAAUUACUGGUGUUGGUGAUCCAUCUGGUCGUGGAAUGGGUUUUAGCUAUGCUCGGGCACCUCCAAAGGCACCAGUGUCUAGUGCAACGGUGAAGAAGAAAGCUGCUGCUGGCAGGGGAGGUUCCACUGUUACUGGUACAGAUGCUGAUCUACGUAGAUUAAGCAUGGAGGCUGCAAGAGAGGUUCUUCUCAAGUUCAAUGUUCCUGAGGAAGUCAUUGCAAAACAAACCCGGUGGCAUCGCAUUGCUAUGAUACGCAAACUUUCAAGUGAGCAAGCUGCAUCUGGGGUUAAGGUUGAUCCAACAACUAUCAGCAAAUAUGCUCGGGGCCAGCGAAUGUCCUUUCUUCAGUUACAGCAGCAGACCCGAGAAAAGUGCCAGGAGAUUUGGGAUCGACAAGUUCAGAGUCUGUCAGCUGUAAAUGGUGAUGAAAAUGAUAGUGAUUCAGAAGGGAAUAGCGAUCUAGAUUCUUUUGCUGGAGAUCUGGAAAAUUUACUUGAUGCUGAGGAGUGUGAAGAGGGAGAAGAGGGUACCAAUGACUUAAAACGUGAUAAGGGAGAUGGUGUUAAGGGUCUUAAAAUGAGAAGACGCCCAACUUUGGCCCAGGCAGAGGAGGAAAUAGAAGAUGAAGCAGCUGAGGCCGCUGAAUUAUGCAGAUUGCUUAUGGAUGAUGAUGAAGCUGACAGGAAGAAAAAGAAGAAAGCUAGAGUUAUCGUGGAAGAAGCAAGACUGGUACCAAAGCUGCAAUCAAAAUUCAUCUUUGACAACACUGAACAAGUUAAGCAAAAAACAAAUACUUUGCAACUAGAUGGAACUAAUCAUUUGAAAGAGGAUGCAAUUACAGAUCUCAGGGAGGAGGAAAACUUCCCAUCUAAAAAAAGUAAAUCAGUGAAGGUCAAUAAAGCAAAGAAGAAUGAUAUCACACCUAUUAGUCUACCCAAUAAAAAAAUAAAAUUAAAUAUGGGAGAAGGAAUCAAGGUAUUUAAGGAGAAAAAACCAUCAAGGGAAACUUUUGUUUGUGGAGCAUGUGGCCAGCUUGGGCACAUGAGAACGAACAAGAACUGUCCAAAAUAUGGUGAAGAUCUAGAAGCACAACUUGAAUCUACAGAUAUAGAAAAAUCAUCUGGAAAAUCUAGCUUUUUGGAUCCCUCCGGUCAGUCCCUGAACAAAGCCCCCUCCAAAAAGUCAAUAUCAAAAAGCGCAACAAAAAUUGCUCCAGUUGACAAUUCAACAAAAAUUCCAGUGAAGUUCAAAUGCAGCUCAACUGAGAAAUCUUCCGAUAAACCUGCAAUGGAAACCCUGCAGAGUUCUGAGAAGCCAGUCACUUCUGAUUCAGAAACUGCUAAGGUUAAUAAGAUAAUUAUUCCCAACAAAGCGAAGCCAGAUGAUACGCAGGCUGAAUCUCGUAAGCAUGCUAUUGUUAUACGGCCUCCUACUGAUUCUGGUAGAGGUCAGAUUGAUUCUCCUAAGUUCCCAAUUAAAAUACGCCCGCCUUCAGAAACAGAUAGGGAGCAAAGUCAUAAGAAGAUUAUUAUAAAACGUGCGAAGGAGGUUAUUGAUCUGGAACUGGACAGUCCUGGUGGAAACACAGGAUUUGAACACAGGAAAACUAAAAGAAUUGUUGAAUUGUCGAAUUUUGAGAAGCACAGAAAGCAGGAGGCCAUGUAUUCAACUGAAGGUUUGGUAAACUGGAAAGCUAAAGAGGAUAGAAGAUGGUGGGAAGAGCAAGAGAAACGGAGAAAUGAAGCAAGACUCAGAGAAGACAGAACAAGGAGGCAUCACAAAGAAGAAAUCAGGAUGCUCAAAGAGCAAGAAAGGUUAGACGAGAUAAAAAGAUACGAAGAAGAUAUUAGAAGAGAGAGGGAGGAGGAAGAACGACAAAAAGCAAAGAAGAAAAAGAAGAAAAAAAAGCCUGAUUUAAGAGAUGAUUAUUUAGAUGACCUCAGAACAAGAAGAUAUGACAAGAGGAUUGUAGAAAGAGAACGGAGUGGAAAAAGGAGAUCUGUUGUUGAGUUAGGAAAGAUUGGUGCAGAUUAUAAUAUGCCACCAACAAAACGCCGAAGAGGGGGAGGGGGAGAGGUUGGUUUGGCAAAUAUCUUGGAGAGCAUUGUGGACGCCAUUGUUAAAGAUAGGUAUGAUCUGUCUUAUCUUUUCGUGAAACCGGUGUCAAAGAAGGAGGCUCCUGACUACCUGGAUAUCAUAGAGAGGCCUAUGGAUCUUUCCCGAAUCAGGGAAAGGGUACGGAAUAUGGAGUACAAGAGCCGAGAAGAUUUUAGACAUGAUAUCUGGCAGAUUACUUAUAAUGCCCAUAAAUAUAACGAUGGGCGAAAUCCGGGAAUUCCUCCGGUUGCAGAUAUGCUUUUGGAAUAUUGUGAUUAUUUAUUGAAUGAGAACGACGAUAGCCUCACUGCUGCUGAAGCUGGUAUUGAAACUCGUGAUUUCUAAGUGAUGUCAGAUUCAGAUCAUGAUCUGGAGGUUAGGUAGAUCUGUUCUAAAUGAUUUUGAUGUGUAGUGUAAGUUUUGGUUUAAAAAAGAAAGGAAAAUUCCUCCUGUAUUUUUAUUUUUAUUUUUAACGAUGUCAAAGAGGGGUUGCAAGUUGCACGUAAACAAGGUGAUAAAUUGAUAAUAUCACCAUAUAGCUCAUUAUUGGUGUCAAAGAAAAUGCCCCCUUUAAGCAUUC